Molecule: messenger RNA, 2631 nt
Organism: Acanthochromis polyacanthus (spiny chromis)
Lineage: Eukaryota; Metazoa; Chordata; Actinopteri; Pomacentridae
Gene: slc5a1
Product: solute carrier family 5 member 1
Exons: 13
Coding region: 175-1767 (530 amino acids)
Biological process (GO): transmembrane transport; sodium ion transport
Cellular component (GO): plasma membrane
Molecular function (GO): D-glucose:sodium symporter activity
Source: RefSeq, a predicted model, not a curated record
AUCGGAGCAUCACUUUUUGCCAGUAACAUUGGUAGCGGCCACUUUGUAGGAAUCGCUGGCACCGCUGCAGCUGGAGGAAUAGCCACUGGUGGAUUUGAAUGGAAUGCCCUUGUAGUAGUCGUCAUUCUGGGAUGGCUGUUUGUGCCCAUCUACAUUAAAGCUGGGGUGGUCACCAUGCCCGAGUACCUGAAGAAGAGGUUUGGAGGACAGCGUAUUCGCAUCUAUCUCUCUGUGCUCUCCCUCUUCUUGUAUAUUUUCACCAAGAUCUCAGCAGACAUGUUCUCUGGCGCCAUUUUUAUCAACCAGGCUCUUGGGCUGAACAUCUACCUUGCUGUUAUCCUGCUACUACUGAUUACUGCGCUAUACACUGUCACAGGUGGACUUGCUGCAGUGAUCUACACAGACGCCUUACAGACCGUCAUCAUGGUUGUUGGAUCAUUCAUCCUUAUGGGCUUUGGUUUCCAUGAGGUGGGAGGCUAUGAAAGCUUCAUGGAUAAGUACAUGGAGGCCAUCCCCAAAAACACGACUGGCAUCAGUCCAGAAUGCUACGAGCCUCGACCAGACUCCUUCCACCUUUUCAGGGAUCCAAUCACAGGAGACCUGCCAUGGCCUGGCCUGAUAUUCGGACUCACCAUUCAGGCCACCUGGUACUGGUGCACCGAUCAGGUGAUUGUUCAGCGCUGCCUCUCCGCCAAGAAUCUGUCUCACGUUAAGGCCGGUUGUAUCCUCUGCGGCUACCUGAAGCUGCUGCCCAUGUUCCUCAUGGUUUUCCCCGGGAUGAUCAGCAGGAUUCUCUACCCUGAUGUGGUGGCAUGUGUGGUCCCGGAGAUAUGUCAAGAAGAGUGCGGUGCCAGUGUAGGCUGCACCAACAUCGCCUAUCCCAAAAUGGUGGUGGAUCUCAUGCCCAACGGUCUGCGAGGUCUCAUGCUGUCUGUGAUGUUGGCCUCUCUGAUGAGCUCCCUCACCUCCAUCUUCAACAGUGCCAGUACUCUCUUCACCAUGGACAUCUACACAAAGAUUCGCCGCCACGCCAAAGAGAGGGAACUCAUGAUUGCUGGCAGAGUGUUUAUCUUGGUCCUGAUUGGUUUGAGCAUCGCAUGGAUCCCUGUGGUGCAGUCAGCCCAGAGCGGUCAGCUGUUCGACUACAUCCAGUCUAUCACCAGCUACCUCACUCCACCCAUUGCAGCCCUCUUCAUGCUCGCCAUCUUUUGUAAACGAGUGAAUGAAACUGGUGCAUUUUGGGGCCUGUUGAUUGGCCUGGUGAUCGGCCUGUCCAGAAUGAUUGCUGAGUUUGCUUAUGGGACAGGAAGCUGUGUAGAACCCAGUGUCUGUCCCACCAUCAUCUGUGGAGUCCAUUACCUCUACUUUUCCAUCAUCCUGUUCACUAUCUCCUGCAUCAUCAUACUUUCAGUCUCCGUCAUGACCAAACCCAUCGACGACAAGCACUUGUAUCGACUGUGCUGGAGCCUGAGGAACCGAACGGAGGAGAGGAUAGACCUUGAACAGGAUGACUGGGUUAAUGAUGCAGAUGCCGACAGCGUGGAUGAAGAUGAACAUCGUGAGGAACCUGGUGUGUGCAAGAAGGCACUGAUGUGCUUCUGCGGACUGGAGCAGGAAAAUGCUCCCAAGCUGACCAAAGAGGAGGAAGCGGAGCUGCAGAAGAAGCUGACAGACACAUCAGAGGUGCCACUAUGGAGGAACAUUGUCAAUGCCAACGCCAUCAUCCUCCUCUGUGUGGCUGUCUUCUGUCAUGGCUAUUUUGCUUAAAGGAACUCUGGGAUACUCUAACUUAUAUUUCACUGACCGGAUAUUAUAUUAAUAUAAUUUAUGACCAAAACAACCAGUGAGUAGUCUUUAAUAUUAAGAUAAUGCACUUGUCUACCUUUCUGCUCUAUCGCUACUAAUAUAUGUACUAUAUGUUGUUUAUGGUAUGGAACUCGUCCAUUACAUGUUAUAUAUUUUUGCAAAGAAAUUGCCUUUUCUGUUAACUUUUCCUGGUAUUUGUACUACUGAAGUUAACCAGUAAACCAUACUGUAACAUAUUUACGCAUAUUACUCUUAAAAUCUGUUAAAUAAGUGCACAAAUAUUCACACAUUUGUAUGCUAGUCGUUGUUCUGACACCCUUCACAUUUGUAGAUCCCCUCAGCUUUCCGUCUUGUCUUUAUGGUCACUUAUGUGAAUGUUAACGUAAUGAUCAGGAGGAUAUGUAAAUUAAAGCAGCUCACGAAUGGAGAUGGAGCUUGACUCACGGCUGUCUUCACCUUAAAACUCAUCGGGGCGCCUGUAUAGCUCAAUGGGUUAAGCAGGCGAACCAUGUAUAGGGGCUGGUCUCCGACGCAGUGGCCCGGGUUCGAUUCCCACUCGCAGUGCUUUGCUGCAUGUCUUUCCCCCAACUCUUCUCCCGAUUUCCUGUCUCUCUCUACCUCUCCUAUCCAAUAAAGCCUAGAAAAGGCCAAAAAAUAAACAGUGCACUUAUUCAGUUGUGGAAAUGUCUAAAUUGUGAUCCAAGCUCACAGGUUCUUGAUGAUUAGCCACACAUCACUAUCCCAAUCAUGAAGAUGUACAUUUUGUUCCAACUGCAACACUUAAAUCUGACCCAACACUGGAAAUAAAAAUGCUUGGUUAUCUUG